UUUACUUCUUCAACCCGACGGUACUGUAAUUUAGCAGAAAACAAACCCUAUUUUUGUGGAAUCAACAACUCCGAUGUUUAUCUCACAAGAAGGUGUUGUUAAAAGGGUAUGACAAACAGCUCAUCUUCAUCAAAAUAGAACGGAUAAGAUUAUUAUCCUGUUGAUAUAAGACGACCCGCACCCGAAUCAUAGAGAACCAAAAUGAGCAAACCUGAAGAGAACACUGAAAAGAAGGAAUCGGCACAGAUUUUGAACAAGAAGCUCAAAGAUGUCGAAAUCAGCAUUCCAAUAGUUUAUGGCAACAUAGCAUUCUGGCUUGGAAAAAAGUCUAACGAGUAUCAAUCUCAUAAGUGGACUAUAUAUGUACGUGGGGCCACUAACGAGGAUCUUGGUGUAGUGAUAAAGCGAGCUGUUUUUCAGCUUCAUUCUAGUUUCAAUAAUCCUACAAGAGUCAUUGAGGCACCUCCUUUUGAGUUAUCAGAAGCAGGCUGGGGUGAAUUUGAGAUUGCCAUUACACUGUAUUUUCACAGUGAUGUGUGUGAUAAGCCUUUGAACCUAUAUCAUCAUUUGAAGUUGUACCCAGAAGAUGAACCUGGCACCGUGUCAAUUAAGAAGCCCGUUGUUGUAGAAUCAUAUGAUGAGAUCGUAUUCCCGGAGCCUUCAGAGGGUUUCUUAGCUCGUGUACAGAGUCAUCCAGCUGUCAAUCUACCCAGAUUACCUGCUGGUUUUACUUUGCCUCCUCCUAUGCUGGUUGAAGAUACAAGUAAAAGGAAGAGAGGAGACACUAAAGAUAAUCCUCUAGCCCAGUGGUUUAUGAAAUUCUCUGAAGCAGAUAAGCUGCUGCAGCUUGCUGCAGCUCGUCAGCAGGGAUGAAAGAAGACAAUAGGAGGGCACUAUUUCCUGCAAAAUGGCUCUCUACUACACAAUAAAUACAUUAAAUUGGUAGAUCAAUACCUCAUGGAGCUCUGUUUUACAGAAAGACUUCUAGAUGGGCUGCGCAGAAUUUGAUUUUGGAGCAGGGUAUUACUGGGCAAGAAAGCAUGAUUUGGAUAUCUGUUUAUCUUAAAAGUUCACACAAAUUCCUGAUUUCUUAAGUAGUUAGUGAACAAAAGUUUUAUGUAUUGAUAAAUCUGUAGUUUCCCACUCAGAAAAUUUUCACAGGGCUAGUGAAUAACUUUUUUUUCUAUGAACUAGAAACUAGUCCCUUGAAGCUAACAUAUAGUGAAUAUUUCUUCCCAUA
Populus nigra (black poplar) is the source of this 1240-nucleotide messenger RNA. RefSeq names its product transcription initiation factor TFIID subunit 14b-like. The transcript is spliced from 6 exons. The record is from RefSeq and is a predicted model, not a curated record. NCBI's taxonomy places the organism in Eukaryota, Viridiplantae, Streptophyta, Magnoliopsida, Malpighiales, Salicaceae. Bases 202 to 873 code for a protein of 223 amino acids. Gene Ontology annotation, biological process: regulation of DNA-templated transcription.